Cavia porcellus (domestic guinea pig) is the source of this 3300-nucleotide messenger RNA. RefSeq names its product solute carrier family 30 member 9 (gene Slc30a9). Gene Ontology annotation, molecular function: monoatomic cation transmembrane transporter activity. Gene Ontology annotation, cellular component: membrane; endoplasmic reticulum. The coding region runs from base 148 to 1860 and encodes 570 amino acids. Gene Ontology annotation, biological process: zinc ion transport; transmembrane transport; intracellular zinc ion homeostasis. NCBI's taxonomy places the organism in Eukaryota, Metazoa, Chordata, Mammalia, Rodentia, Caviidae. The record is from RefSeq and is a predicted model, not a curated record. The transcript has 18 exons.
UACAAUUUCCGGGUCACUGAGGCCGCCCCUAGGGGGGCAGACAGCAGUACUUGCUUCUGUUCAGUCUAUGGAGUCAGUUGGUUGCGGUGGCGGCGGCGGCACGGAGGCAGGUGGCAGUGUCCGAGAGCGGGCCUCUGCCUCGCAAGGAUGUUACCGGGCUUGGCCGCCGCCACUACGGCCCACAGAUGUAGCUGGUCUUUUCUGUGUCGGCUCCGCUUGAGCUGCAGGGCCGCGUGCCGCGGCUCCAGCGACCGCCGGGAAUGGCAGAAUUUGGUGACAUUUGGAAACUUUGCAUGCAUGGUUCCCUAUCGUCACCCACAUAUUUGUACACUGAGCCAAAUAAAGUUGUACUCUACAAAUAUCCAGAAAGAAGGGCAGGGAUCACAAACACACAGAGUAGAAAAGGUACCAUCUUUUGGUGAAACAGCAGAAAAUAUAGGUGCAGAACUCAAAGCUCCACUAAAGCAAGAACCUCUCCAAGUAAGGGUCAAAGCAGUUCUUAAGAAAAGGGAGUAUGGAUCAAAAUACACUCAGAAUAAUUUCAUCACUGGAGUCAGAGCAAUAAAUGAGUUCUGCCUCAAAUCCAGUGAUCUAGAACAGCUUCGAAAAAUCAGACGACGAAGUCCCCAUGAAGAUACUGAGUCCUUUACUGUAUAUUUGAGAUCAGAUGUGGAGGCCAAAUCUUUGGAGGUUUGGGGAAGUCCUGAAGCUCUUGCUAGAGAGAAAAAGCUACGUAAGGAAGCAGAAAUAGAAUAUAGAGAACGGCUAUUUAAAAAUCAGAAAGUAUUGAGAGAAUACAGAGAUUUCUUGGGAAACACCAAGCCACGUUCUGGAACAGCAUCAGUAUUCUUCAAGGGACCAGGAAAAGUGGUAAUGGUUGCCAUUUGCAUCAAUGGUUUAAACUGCUUCUUUAAAUUUCUUGCAUGGAUUUAUACGGGUUCAGCAAGUAUGUUCUCAGAAGCUAUACACUCAUUAUCUGAUACUUGCAAUCAGGGCUUACUAGCAUUGGGCAUCAGUAAAUCUGUUCAAACACCAGAUCCUACUCAUCCGUAUGGAUUUUCAAAUAUGCGCUAUAUUUCUUCACUAAUUAGCGGUGUUGGUAUUUUUAUGAUGGGUGCAGGACUCUCUUGGUACCAUGGAAUUAUGGGAUUGCUUCAUCCUGAACCAAUGGAAUCCCUUUUAUGGGCAUACUGUAUUUUAGCAGGAUCGUUGGUAUCUGAAGGAGCAACACUUCUUGUUGCCAUAAAUGAACUUCGCAGGAGUGCUCGGGCCAAAGGAAUGUCAUUUUAUAAGUAUGUAAUGGAAAGUCGUGAUCCUAGCACCAAUGUUAUAUUAUUGGAGGAUACUGCAGCAGUCUUGGGAGUGACAAUAGCAGCCACUUGCAUGGGCCUUACAUCUAUAACAGGCAACCCGUUGUAUGACAGCCUUGGUUCUUUGGGUGUGGGCACCUUAUUAGGUGUGGUCUCAGCAUUCCUGAUCUACACUAACACAGAAGCACUCUUAGGACGGUCCAUCCAACCAGAGCAAGUACAACGGCUUACUGAACUGCUGGAGAACGACCCAUCAGUAAGGGCAAUUCAUGAUGUUAAAGCCACAGACCUGGGAUUAGGUAAAGUAAGAUUUAAGGCAGAAGUAGAUUUUGAUGGCCGAGUUGUUACAAGAUCAUAUUUGGAGAAACAAGAUUUUGACCAGAUGCUACAAGAAAUUCAAGAAGUGAAAUCUCCUGAAGAACUAGAAACAUUUAUGCUUAAACAUGGAGAAAAUAUUAUCGACACUUUAGGAGCGGAAGUAGAUAGGCUUGAGGAGGAACUGAAGAAACGAAAUCCUGAAGUUCGGCAUGUAGAUUUGGAGAUACUCUAAACUUGAUGGAGUGAAUCAUCUUGGUGGGGCCUUGGAAACAAGCUUGUUGAGUCUCUGUACAAAGCAAGCUUCCUUCUUUCCAACCCGAAGGAGCCAGCACCGUUCGGAAGCCAUUUCUUCCAAUUGGAGCUAAUGUUUUAUAUAAAGAGCAAUUGAACAGGCCACAGAAUCAAUCCCUUCUAAUCAUGUUUUUAUGCUUUAAUAGGGAUCAUUUUGCAUACUUAAAUUGUUUAUAAUUUCUUGUUGUAGCCUGUCAUUAUGUAUUGUACAUUGCAAUCAUGUUUUCUUUGCAUUGGUAAAUGGUAUCCAUGGGAUUAUAACAUUCAGUUUUGUUUCUACUAAAGACUUUAUUCCAUCGAUGUCUGUCAGGCUUGAAUAUUCUGGCUGAAUGUUGGUGUGUGGUUUUUAAAUGGUUACUCUGUUUCAAAGUUUGUCUUUCUUGAUAUAAUUGGAAAUAUUCUGCAUACUUCGUGAUUUUAACCUGAGCAUUGAGAGUUACAUUCUCUUAACUUUGUCAUCCACAAAUGUUCAUUCCAGAAAUAACUUUGUUUUCAAAUUGAAGAUCUUCCAGAACUCUUCUUUAGACCAUAGUUAUUAUUUUCUAAAAUUUGUUUCUCUUUCACUUUUUCUUUGUUUCAGUUUUUCUGAUAUUAGGAGAUAAAUAAUCCUGGACAUUUACAUGGGCCAGUAUGAUGAUUCUUUUUUUUUCAUUUUUCCUUACCUCCUUUCCAUUGGUUCAUCCGUCCAUCUGUCUGUCCAUCCAUCCAUCCUUCCUUCAUUGCUCCUUCCUUCCUUCUUUCUUUCUCUUUUUCUUCCUUCUUUCUUUAAACUGGCUUUAGUGCCAUAAUGUCUCCUGGGAGUUAAUGCAUCUACAAGCAUUUUAAUAUUCUGUAAAAUGAACUAGAAAUAUUUAUAACUUUACAGACAGGACAGCAUUUUAUUUUUAAUUUAUUUAAAAGGCACUAAUGUAAAUGUGAACUGUGGGAAUUUUUUUUGCUUUAAGAGGGAAAAGUAAAUCUCUUACACUGAAACUUGUGUGACAACUUUGUAUAAUAUAGUCAAUAGUGUUUCUAGGAGUUUCUUGCAGUUACAAAUGGGCAUUUAGCAUAACAUAUUGUUAUAACAUAUGUAAAUGAAUAACUUUCUGAUGACUAUGGAAUAGCAAGAUGCAAAAACAUGAUUCAUGAAGUAUCUGAAAAUUCAGCGAAAAGGAAGAGUUUUCUGUAGGACACAACUCUGCUUUAUGUCUAGGUAGCAGUGCGCACUGUUUGUGUAAGAGUGUGGCUGCUGUUCUGUUUGCUGGGUGAGUGCUUGAUUUAUGGACCUAACUAUUUAUGCAGUCAGUGUCUUAAAACUUACUGAGGUGGAAGUAAGUUUUAUAAUAGAUUGUCAUGAAUUAGAUUGUCAUUUUGGAAACACAAUAAAUCUUUGAUUAAAGGA